UUUCAAUUAAAUUUUUAAAAUUGGGUUUAAAUAACUAAUAAGAUGGAGUUUUCCGGAUCUUCUUCGUCUCACGAGUCUCCACUCCCUCCCCCGCGCAAUCGGUAUCCAUAUCCUUCCAUCUCUUUCUCUUGCUCGUCGCUCGCCGCCGUCAAUCAUCAAAAGAAGGGAACAGUUUUACUCUCUCUUGUGCGAGGCCUGUUUCAAGUUCGAACCAAAUAAUAGAAAACUUCAUACAAUAACUUUCCAGCAUUCAAGCCUUUUGAAGUCUAUAUCCGAAAAUUCAAUCCGUGAGGCGUAGGUGUAGGUUUUUUCUGAGACCAGAAAGAAGCGUAGCUCGAGGGAUAGAGCAGUUUUGUUAAUUUAGACUCUGAAGUUAUGGAGGAGCAGUUUGUAUUGAGGGUUCCACCGUCUGUUGCUGAACGAAUUGAACGUCUACUAAAUGAAAAUGCUUCUUCAUCUGAUGAUGCUUCGUUGGAUUUGUCUUUCUCUGAUGACGGGAGAAGUGGAACUUUUGCCAUUGGUGAUGAUCAUUUUCCAGCAUCUCUUCUGGAUCUCCCUUGUGUCGUGGAAUCCUACAAAACAUAUGAUGAUACUGUGCUAAUCAAAGCUGCAGACAUUGGUCAGAUGAUUAUGGUUAGAGAACCGAGUGAUCCUGCUCCAGAUUCUACCGAGUAUAGGCAUGGUCUGACCCCUCCUAUGAGGGAUGCACGAAAGCGUAGAUUUCGAAGAGAGCCAGAUUUAAAUCCUGAGCUUGUACGGCGUGUGGAGAAAGAUUUAUUAAAUAUCAUGGCAGGAGGAACUACUGAAAAUGCCGAUGUUGGAGUGGCUGAGCAACAGGAUGAUAGAGAUGAGAAUCCUGAUCAUACAAAUGCAAAGCCUGCUUCCGCACCUGCACCUAAGCCUGAUGUAAUGGAAACUGAAACAAAUGUUGGUGAGCCUGAAAGGAGCGAUUCUGAUGACUCUGAUCGUUCAAUUGAUUGAAUAUUAUCAUCAUCUACUUCUAAAUGUUUGUCUCCCUAAUGAUGGAGGUUGUAUCAGCCUGUUUGUAUAUGAAAGGAAAUGGUAACUGUUGUCUGUAUCAUCCCUUCUCUUGCAUCUAGAAACAAAACACAGGAUGAUUUCUUUGGUGUAUUUUAACAUCUUUCAUUUCUAUAACAAGAUAUCUUCUUGAA
Molecule: messenger RNA, 1172 nt
Organism: Cucumis sativus (cucumber)
Lineage: Eukaryota; Viridiplantae; Streptophyta; Magnoliopsida; Cucurbitales; Cucurbitaceae
Product: transcription initiation factor TFIID subunit 7
Exons: 7
Coding region: 376-981 (201 amino acids)
Biological process (GO): transcription initiation at RNA polymerase II promoter; RNA polymerase II preinitiation complex assembly
Cellular component (GO): transcription factor TFIID complex
Molecular function (GO): RNA polymerase II general transcription initiation factor activity
Source: RefSeq, a predicted model, not a curated record